This is a messenger RNA of Alternaria rosae, 2478 nucleotides long. RefSeq lists its product as uncharacterized. Lineage: Eukaryota; Fungi; Ascomycota; Dothideomycetes; Pleosporales; Pleosporaceae. The record is from RefSeq and is a predicted model, not a curated record. Bases 181 to 2397 code for a protein of 738 amino acids. The transcript has a single exon.
GCCACGCACCAGCUGUCCGGUUGACCGGUGACGCGAAGCGGAAGGCUUUCUGGCCUUGGUCAUCCCCACCUCCACCGCUACCUUCCUUUCGAGUUACUUACGCUCUCUUGUGAGCCUAUUGUGGAGCCUCGGGGGCCUUAGUGUCUUGCGUAAUAGACUCCAAACUCAAACUUCGUCGACAUGACCUCCUCCACGCAACAAACCAUGGCCGUCUCGAUCGUUGCAGGCACCAACGGCCUAUUACAACUAGGCUUAUCAAUCUCCGAUCUAGCCUUGCUGGUCGAUCAAGGCAAGAAGUUCGGCAAUUUCGUUCGAGCUGGACAAAAUGACAACGAUCUGUUUGAUGUUCUCGGUGAAGAUCGAGAAGCGAUACUCAAAAGGGGUGGACUCGUGAAUGCACCUGAGAUGGAGAAGAGAUGGCCAAUGAUGGACUUUGUCCACCAAGGUGUGAAGAUCAAAGGCAAGAUUGUGCAAAGCUCACGGACUGAAUCGUCCGUACGCGAGGCUAAUCAACGGAAAAAGAAGGCCAGCACUCGCGACGAUGCGGAUAGCUUCACGUGGGUCAUGGUCGCGAUCACUUCCGCGUUGGAUGAAUGCCUGCCAUCAAGUGAGAUCCAGGAGCUGCUCAUCCACGUCUUCGUGGAUAUAUUGGGUCGCGACGAUGACAUUGCACCUGCGCUGAGAGUAACCAUCAAAAAGAACGUUGAGUCCUGGAGGUCGUUCGGAUGUGCCAGAGAAAUAGCUUUCGCUAUCAAGCAGGAGAUGCGCAAGAGUUUAUCGAACGGGACGUCCGAUCAGUCCUCGGCACGUGCUAUCCCUCAGCUGAACGAGGCAGAGACGGAGGACAUGAGACAGAUGCUAACAUGGCUUCUCAACGGAGAUGUGACAGUCUUCAAUGCCAUGUCUCCGAUUACCUUCUCCAUUGCUGAAGCUUUGAAAAGAGUCAACCUCGACCUCUGCACCGACGGGAAUCUUACCCACGAACGACAAGCAUGCGUUAGGUAUCACCAUGGAGGUCGGCCUCUGGGGGUAUCUAGCUUUAGCAACAAGCCGAUCCCAAGGGGAUUAAGUUCUAGACCUCUGCAGAUAUCGUGGCCUCGCGACAGGCCUGAGUCAAUGAUCGACGCACUCGGGGUCGGCCGCUCGUUGGAAAACCUCAUGAAUCAAUCCUGGCAACGUGGAAAGAUCGCUGCCGGUACCAUGGAACUUGUAGGACAAGCAGAUGGACCAUAUGGAGCCAGUGAAGAGGUCUAUUACGCCCUUCAGAUUUCCGAUGAUGCAUACGUCAUCAAAAGAUACGACCAUCACAUUGGUAUGCUCGCCGAUCAAGGUCUUCCUGUAGAUACCGAAAACACCUAUAGUGCUUUGGAGUGGAUCCUCCAAGGAGAGCCACCAGACAGCUCGCGGUGGCUUCACAGCCAUGUUGCGCAAGACUAUCUGCUUCGCGUCGAUAACGCAGACGCGGUGCCCGAAGAGCCAUACAAGUCUGUAUAUUUCAAGUAUCAGGCCUUUGUAUUCGGCUUCUACUAUCAGCUUCUAACGAAGCUCUUGUCAUUUGGUCUUGUUGAAGCCACGGCCUUCUUUCACGGCAUAUGGGGCGCAAACAGCACAACAUUCCUAGCCAUGUGCACUCAGCUCGGCCGAUGUUGGCGACGAGAUGAGAAAGUCAGUCGGGCCCAUAUGUUGUACGUACUCUCAGCCAUGUAUAACGGGCGCCGCAAAAUCUUCGACGCAACAUCGAAGCUUCCUCGACUUGUCGGUGUUCUUGGACCCAUCUCAGUGCUGGCACUUCCCCUUGUCCGGACUACAGAUGACCCCAAAGAAAUUUCGAAGAUUGCCAUCGUCGACCUGCCAAUUGUUGACCUCAGUGCCGAGGGUGCUGAUGGGGAUUUAAUGGCAAGCGAAGGCGGAGGAAUACGUUUUGAGUUCCCAGGCGAGCACGAGCACGCGACGACAAUCACAAAACCAUCUGGUUCGACACGGAAAUGGACCGUACACCCCUACAUGAGCAUAGCAUUAGGCGGGGACGGCACCGGUGGCGUGGUCAUGGUAGCUCGGUGUGGCAAAAGGCUUGUUGGGUGGUUCAAUCCACUGGCUGCCGACGUUUCUUUUCUCAGUUCGGCCUACGUAAAAGAGUCUUACAGUGAAGGGAAUGUGGUUGCGUUCGAGAUAAAAGACGAACAUUGGGAGGCUGGUAAAGUUCUACAGCCUAGCCUGAGUCUAUCAGGCCGAGCAUUUGGCGUCGUGCGCUCUCACAACUCUCCCAGUCAACGAUACGCUGCGGCUGGAUUCUAUGCCGAGCGAGGUGGAGAGAUAACUAUCGCUCGGUCUGCUACCGAAUUCGUCGGGGCCUUCGACAGGCUACAAGCACAGGAUUCAGGUAUGGUCAUUGCAUGAUUGCUACAACCUGUUUUAUAUCUCAAACAACGUCAAUUGAAUCACAUUUUGCUUCCUCUCGGGAUCUUUACGAUAAAGUGC